AUGGCUGCGACUGCGUGCAGCUCCCCGACUAGCCGGCCGCCCCAAGAGGAGCCUCCGGAGGCAGCGGCUGGGGUGGCGGCGGCGGCGGCGGCGGCCGGGGCUCGCAAGCGGGGCGGCGACGCGCGGCGGAGGCAGGCCGCCCUCUUCUUCCUCAACAACAUCUCCCUGGACGGGCGGCCGCCGUGCCCGGCGUCCGGCAAGCCGUCGCAGGGGCAGUCCGCCCUACCGGCCUCGCCGGCCCCGGGGGAGCCGCCGCAGCAGCCCCCGCCCCCGCCGCCCCCGCGGCCGGAGGAAGAGGCAGAGGGGGCGGCGUCGGCGGAGCCCGCGCCCCGCCUGCUGCUGCCGCCGCCGCCGCCGCCCCCGCCGGGGUUCCUGCUGCCCCCCACGACUGAGCUGGACCCUUCCCGCGGGCUGGGCGCGGCCGCUGCCCUCCUGCCCCAGCUGCUGCUGGGCAGCCCGCUCUGCCCGGUGCCCGCCGCCGCGAUUAGCCCGGCCGCCCUGGCAGGGGUGUUGGUGGCGGCGGCCCCCAAGACGGGCAUCGCGCCCCCCGGACUGCUGAGCCCCAACCAGGGCGCCCCUGUUGGAGGAGGAGGAGGAGGAGGGCUACCUGUGGAGGUGCCGAGGCAAAGAACGAAGCACAUAUCCGGGUCUCCGCGACACAGAGGCUUGAAGAAAGUACAUUUCAUCAAGAAUAUGAGGCAAUACGACACGCAGAACAGCAGGAUAGUGUUAAUUUGCGCAAAACGAACCCUUUGUGUGGCUUUUUCUAUCCUACCUUAUGGAGAGAGCUUAAGGAUCAG
This is a messenger RNA of Protobothrops mucrosquamatus (brown spotted pit viper), 800 nucleotides long. It is a transcript of the gene CABLES2, whose product is annotated as Cdk5 and Abl enzyme substrate 2. Lineage: Eukaryota; Metazoa; Chordata; Lepidosauria; Squamata; Viperidae. The transcript is spliced from 3 exons. The annotation marks the transcript as partial. The record is from RefSeq and is a predicted model, not a curated record. Gene Ontology annotation, biological process: regulation of cell cycle.